Messenger RNA from Drosophila miranda, 1063 nucleotides. RefSeq lists its product as uncharacterized. The coding region runs from base 1 to 942 and encodes 313 amino acids. The record is from RefSeq and is a predicted model, not a curated record. The transcript has 4 exons. Lineage: Eukaryota; Metazoa; Arthropoda; Insecta; Diptera; Drosophilidae.
AUGUCCAAUAAUAAACGGAAGUUUGUGCAUCGGAAGUCGAUACGCGCCCAAAGGCAGUUGAUAAAGCAAAAGUCAAAGCUAAAUGGCCUGAAUGUGAAUGUGGCCAAGACACGGCCUCGGAUCCUCACUCCGGAGGUGGCAAAAGACGGCAGCACGAAUCCAGGACACCCAGCCACAGCGGCCCUGGCGCAGGCCAUCAACAUGAAGGAUGGCUUUGCAGCAGUCAGCACCCUCUCCGCUGCCACGAACAUCACCACGCUGUCGUUUCCCUUCACGAUGGCCAACAGCAGCGGCGGCGGGGACACCAUUCCCACGGGGACCCUGAGCAUCCUUCCCAUCGCGGCGAACGCCCAGCUGCCGACCAUCACGACAACGGCCAGUGGCUACGAGCCCAAUGACGUCAUCACCACGAUCCCCGUCUCGCUCUCCAUUCAGCGCUCCCCCUCGUCCCUGUCCAUCGUGGACCUGGCCCAGGAGCAGGACGGCUACAGCAACAGUGGCUCCAGCAACGGCAUGACCGUGGGGCCGGGUGCGGGCGGCGGCGGCGGCAUCACCACCACGUCCCUCCUGUUCGUGAAGCCCCUGAACGGCAGCGGAAAACGGCAACGGCAACGGCAACGGCAACAUUUCGCGGAACAACACCUUCAGUCUGAGCCUCAACCUGCAGGAUCCCACAGUGCGCUCCUCGGUGCGUUCGGCAGGAGCCCCCACAGUGGAUACAGUGGACAACUCUUCAUCCGGUGGCACGAUCGCCCUGCCCCAGAGCGGCGCCACGGCAACGGCAACGGCAACAAGUGCUCCCUCAACUCUCGCCAAACACAGUCCAGAGGCCAAGACAGGAGAGGUCUAUGUCUGAGCGGGGGAUCAGGACACCUAUUCCGACCCAUCCACUGGAUUAUAGCUUUCGUCGUAGGUUUAAGCACCCCCUUCCAGAACCACUGAUACGAUAUUAUCAUCUAGGAAAGAGAACAAAACAAGAGUAAUCCUCUCUUCGGAUUGUACAUACAUAUGCACACAUCAAUAUACAUACAUAUAUAGCCCACAGACGGAUCGUAUCGUAAUG